AUGGCAGCUGGAAGAAAAGGCCAGUAUGACCUGUGGAGGUCCUCGAUGGACAGCCUGUCCCAAUUAAUGGAUUCUGACAUGGAUUAUGAAAGGCCAAACGUAGAGACCAUCAAGUGCGUGGUGGUGGGGGACAACGCUGUGGGCAAGACCAGGCUUAUCUGUGCCCGGGCCUGCAAUGCCACCCUCACCCAGUACCAACUGCUCGCCACCCACGUGCCCACAGUUUGGGCCAUUGACCAGUAUCGGGUAUGCCAGGAGGUGCUGGAACGUUCCCGAGAUGUGGUAGAUGAUGUGAGCGUGUCUCUCCGCCUCUGGGACACCUUCGGAGACCACCACAAAGACCGUCGCUUUGCUUAUGGGAGGUCUGAUGUGGUGGUUCUGUGCUUCUCCAUUGCCAACCCCAACUCCCUCCACCAUGUCAAGACCAUGUGGUACCCAGAAAUCAAGCACUUCUGCCCCCGAGCACCUGUCAUCUUGGUGGGCUGCCAGCUGGACCUGCGUUACGCCGACCUGGAUGCUGUCAAUAGGGCCAGGAGACCCUUGGCUAGGCCCAUCAAGCCCAAUGAGAUCCUUCCCCCGGAAAAGGGCCGAGAGGUGGCCAAGGAGCUGGGCCUCCCCUACUACGAGACGAGCGUGGUGGCGCAGUUCGGUGUCAAGGAUGUCUUCGACAACGCCAUCCGGGCAGCGCUCAUCUCCCGCCGGCACCUGCAGUUCUGGAAGUCCCACCUCCGCAACGUGCAGCGGCCCCUGCUGCAGGCGCCUUUCCUGCCCCCCAAGCCACCGCCCCCGCUCAUCGUGGUGCCCGAUCCCCCCUCCAGCAGCGAGGAGUGCCCUGCCCACCUCCUGGAGGACCCGCUGUGUGCAGACGUCAUCCUUGUGCUUCAGGAGCGGGUGCGCAUCUUCGCCCACAAGAUCUACCUCUCCACAUCCUCCUCCAAGUUCUACGACCUGUUCCUCAUGGACCUGAGUGAGGGGGAGUUGGGGGGACCCUCAGGGUCAGGGGGCCCCCGCUCAGAGGACCACCGGGGUCACCCUGAUCAACACCACCAUCACCACCACCACCACCAUGGCCGGGACUUCUUGCUCCGGGCAGCCAGCUUUGACGUGUGUGAGAGUGUGGAGGAGGGCGGGGGCUCUGGGCCUGUUGGGCUCCGGGCAUCCACCAGCGAUGGGAUCUUACGGGGCAAUGGGACAGGGUACCUGCCUGGGCGGGGUCGAGUGCUGUCUUCCUGGAGCCGAGCUUUUGUGAGCAUCCAGGAAGAGAUGACAGAAGACCCACUGACUUACAAAUCCCGGCUGAUGGUGGUGGUGAAAAUGGACAACUCCAUCCAGCCAGGGCCCUUCCGGGCUGUUCUCAAGUACCUAUACACAGGGGAGCUAGACGAGAACGAGCGAGACCUCAUGCACAUCGCCCACAUCGCUGAGCUGCUCGAGGUCUUUGAUCUGCGCAUGAUGGUGGCCAACAUCCUCAACAACGAGGCCUUCAUGAACCAGGAGAUCACCAAGGCCUUCCAUGUCCGCCGGACCAACCGAGUUAAGGAGUGCUUGGCCAAAGGCACCUUCUCAGAUGUGACCUUCAUCCUGGAUGAUGGCACCAUCAGCGCCCACAAGCCCCUGUUGAUUUCUAGCUGUGACUGGAUGGCUGCCAUGUUUGGGGGGCCAUUUGUGGAGAGUUCCACCAGGGAGGUGGUGUUUCCUUACACAAGCAAGAGCUGCAUGCGGGCCGUGCUGGAGUACCUGUACACCGGCAUGUUCACCCCCAGCCCCGACCUGGACGACAUGAAACUCAUCAUCCUGGCCAACCGCCUCUGCCUGCCGCACUUGGUCGCCCUCACAGAGCAGUACACGGUGACUGGGCUCAUGGAAGCCACUCAGAUGAUGGUGGACAUCGAUGGGGACGUCCUCGUGUUCCUGGAGCUAGCUCAGUUCCACUGUGCGUACCAGUUGGCUGACUGGUGUCUUCACCACAUCUGCACCAACUACAACAAUGUGUGUCGCAAGUUCCCCCGAGACAUGAAGGCCAUGUCCCCAGAAAACCAGCAGUAUUUCGAGAAACACCGGUGGCCACCCGUCUGGUACCUAAAGGAGGAAGACCACUACCAGCGGGCCCGGAAGGAGCGUGAGAAGGAGGACUAUCUGCACCUGAAGCGGCAGCCCAAGCGGCGCUGGCUGUUCUGGAAUAGUCCGUCCUCGGCGUCCUCUUCGGCCGCCUCCUCAGCAUCCCCAUCCUCCUCCUCGGCUGUGGUCUGA
Messenger RNA from Rangifer tarandus platyrhynchus (Svalbard reindeer), 2250 nucleotides. Lineage: Eukaryota; Metazoa; Chordata; Mammalia; Artiodactyla; Cervidae. The record is from the annotation of a GenBank genome assembly.